AUGCCAGACAACAAGAAGACCGGGGUUAUCACCGACCGCUCUUAUUCUCCCUGCGUCGUUCAAGGUGCCUGUGGGCAGUGCCCAUGGUUAGUCGGGACAUGGGAGCUUUCAUCAGCAACAGCAGCAGCACAGACCACUCUGGGUCGUCAUGGGUUGGUCGGUGUGUUUGCUGGGGAAAAAGGAAAAGAGGCGAACAGCCGGGGAAUCGGGUUGGCAGUCCAGGCGCGCUAA
Messenger RNA from Penicillium subrubescens, 231 nucleotides. RefSeq lists its product as uncharacterized. The record is from RefSeq and is a predicted model, not a curated record. The transcript has a single exon. The coding region runs from base 1 to 231 and encodes 76 amino acids. NCBI's taxonomy places the organism in Eukaryota, Fungi, Ascomycota, Eurotiomycetes, Eurotiales, Aspergillaceae.